Messenger RNA from Salvelinus fontinalis (brook trout), 6612 nucleotides. RefSeq lists its product as uncharacterized. Lineage: Eukaryota; Metazoa; Chordata; Actinopteri; Salmoniformes; Salmonidae. Bases 145 to 6048 code for a protein of 1967 amino acids. The transcript has 23 exons. Gene Ontology annotation, cellular component: actin cytoskeleton. The record is from RefSeq and is a predicted model, not a curated record. Gene Ontology annotation, biological process: actin filament organization. Gene Ontology annotation, molecular function: actin filament binding.
CCUAGGACAUCCCAGAUUUCGACCGGUCCGGGAGAGCUCAGAGCGCACAGGAUUUGACAGAUGUUCGAAUCAGAUAAACUGCACCGCAAAGAGAGAAUUGGGGAGCAUUUCGGAUUUACAUAGUGGUAGCCUAUAUGCGACAAAAUGUCUGGACUAAAGAGUGCGAAUCCGUGUAAUAAAUUCCAAGCGAACAUUUUUUAUAAAAGUAAAUGUCAGAACUGCUUCAAGUCUCGGGAACUGCAUCUUCCAACUGAUCAUGGUAAGGACCAGGCCAAACCCAUCUAUGGAGGCUGGCUCUGCUUGGCUGCUGAGGGGACAGACUUUAACAAUCCAAUUCAGAGGUCAAGGAAAUGGCAGCGACGAUUCUUCAUCCUUUAUGAACAUGGCAGCAUGAGCUUUGCACUGGACGAGUUGACAAGCACUCUGCCACAAGGAACAGUGAACAUGAAUCUGUGUACAGCGGUGAUUGACGCAGAGCCUAAGACAGGCCAGAGGAACGCUUUGUGCAUCAUCACACCUGAACAGGAGUUCUUUAUCCGGGGGGAGAACAAGGAGAUCAUCAAUGGCUGGCGUGAACAACUAGUCGUUUACCCACGGACAUAUAAGCAGAAUCAGAAGAAGAAACGUAAAGUAGAACCCACUACUUCCCAGGAGCCCAGCCCAGCAAAGAUGGCUGCCACUGAGCCCUGCCUGUGGCAGGGAGAGCGGCCCAGUGGGGGUCCGGAUGUGGCCCCUGUCUGGACUGUGACAGAUACUGAUCCACUGGGCCUGGACGAGACCCCUGCAGGUCAUGAUCCCCACUACCUCCCUUCAGCCUCCAGUGACCCCCUGACCUUUGACGGUAGUCUGCGGCUCUCCAACAGCUCCUGUAUCAGUAGCUCUGUGAGUUCCCUGGACUCUGUGUCUAGCGAGGGGACAGACACCAGCAGCGACAGCCAGCCCACAGAGUCUACGCCAUACAGAGACCACCCACCUGCCAACAAGAACAACAGGGCAGAGAGAAGCUGCUACAAUGAGCCAGGGAAGGCUGGGAGAAGUGCUGUGGGAGAGGACCUGGGUCAGGCUGGAUCCAGGAAGGGGAGGAGUGAAGCUCGCAGCAACCAGAGAGAGAAACUGCAGUCGUGUGGAGAUCUAAGCCCAGGUCAACUCACCGUCCCUCCUCCUCAGAGAAGAGCUAAGUCACUGGACCGCAGGACCUCGGAGUCGGUCAUGACUCCUGAUUUGCUGAACUUCAAGAAAGGGUGGAUGAUGAAACUGGAUAAGGAGGAUCAGUGGAGGAAAUACUGGUUUGUGCUAUCAGCUGACAGUCUGAGGUACUACAAGGAUUCCUUCGCAGAGGAGAACUCAGAUCUGGAGGGGGAGAUUGACUUGACCAAGUGUCAUAAUGUCUCAGAGUACCAGGUCCAGAGGAACUACGGCUUUCAGAUCCAUACCCAGAAGUGUGUCUUUACUCUGUCAGCCAUGACUGCAGGGAUACGGAGAAACUGGAUCCAGGCCCUCAUGAAGAAUGUCCAUCCAUCUAACGCUCCUGAUGUAGCCAGCAGCUUGCCAGUCCAUCGCAUCCCUUGCAGCCCAUCAGAGUCACUGCCCCUCCCUAAGCCAGAUGUGACCCAGGACUCCUCCCCCUCCUCUGAGGUCCCUACAGAGAGAGUCCAGGGGCCCAAACAGAGCUGCAUCCGUGAGAGGAGACGCGAAGGGCGCUCCAAGACCUUUGACUGGGCUGAGUUCAGCCCUAUGGCCCUGCUAGCCUCUGAGCAGGAGGUGCAGCAGGAGACAAAGGAGCCUCUUCGGAUGGAGGUAGGGGACCUGGAGAGGAAGAGGAGGCGAGAGGAGAGGAGGAGGAGGUAUGACAGCAUGCUAGGCUUCCUUGUGGGCUGGGAGAUGGACUGUGACAGAGGAGGUAUCAGUCCCAGGUCACCCAGGACUCACCAGAAGGUGCAGAGGGAGAUUGAACAGUGCUGGCAGCAGGUGGAAAGGACUGCCUUUAGACAGGAGAAGAAUGUUCCAUUGUACACUGAGUCCCAGGGCAAGGAUAAAGAGGAUAUGGGGAUUCUACUGGAGACCUACCACAGGAGGGUAGAAGAGUUGAAGGGCCAGUUGGCAGAGUCAGACCAUCACAGGCUUGAGCUGGAGGCUCAGUUGAGCACUGCAUUAGGACGCCAGCAUCAUGCCUCCCUGCCGCUUGAGGCCCCAAUCUGCCCAGAAGCUGAAUUUCCCUCUUUGAAAAGCCUGACUGACAUGUACAGGGAGACCAGAGAGCUCCUCCAGCAACAGGAGCUGAAGAGACAGAACAUACAGGAGCAGCUCCAGGAGCAGCUUGGCCUGUCCCUGUCAUCGGCCCCUCUGGAGAAACACAGCUCCCCUGGAACUCACCCAUCACCACCACCCAUCAUCUGGCUUCAUGACACCGAGGGAAACCUCCAGGAGCAGCUUGGCCUGUCCCUGUCAUCGGCCCCUCUGGAGAAACACAGCUCCCCUGGAACUCACCCAUCACCACCACCCAUCAUCUGGCUGCAUGACACCGAGGGAAACCUCCAGGAGCAGCUUGGCCUGUCCCUGUCAUCGGCCCCUCUGGAGAAACACAGCUCCCCUGGAACUCACCCAUCACCACCACCCAUCAUCUGGCUGCAUGACACCGAGGGAAACCUCCAGGAGCAGCUUGGCCUGUCCCUGUCAUCGGCCCCUCUGGAGAAACACAGCUCCCCUGGAACUCACCCAUCACCACCACCCAUCAUCUGGCUUCAUGACACCGAGGGAAACCUCCAGGAGCUGGAGGAUCUGUUCCCUGACUGCCCUAUAUCAGUAAACACACCUGUCAUGUCACCAACCUCAGACACAGAACUCUCAUCUUAUUCUGUGCCUCAGAAUGGAAGUGAAAACAGAGGGCCUAACUUGGGCAGUGAAACUAGCUCUCAGACACAGUUUGAAAAUGGAAGCCAUCAACAGACAUCGAUUCCAGAAUCGCACACAAAAAGUUGUGCAUGGAGCCCAGAUUCACUGAGCAUGGGGGAAACUCAGGAAAGAGCCAACAGCGUGAGAAUAGACAACCUACUAUGCUGUGAGACACCCAGGCCCACGGAGGAGGAGUACGUAGACCCAGACCAGGCCAUCGUGAUGAGGAGACUAUCCCAGGAGGUAGAGCUGCUCAGCAGCCAGAACGAGGCCCUCAACCAGCGCAACCAGGAGAUGCUCAACCAGCUGACAGAGGCAGACAGAGAGAUAGAAAGACUGAAAGCAGAGCUUAUCACUCAGUACAGUGGGCCUCAGUUCCUCCCUGAGGCAGAGCAGCACAGCCAGACCAAAGUGGAAGGCCUGGAGAAGGAGCUGUGCAUGAGAGAUGAGCAGCUCCAGGAGGCCCAGUCCCUACUAGCCUCAAUGGACCAGCGUCUGAAGGAGACAGAGGUACAGCUGCAGCUCAGGGAGGACACUUUCAAAGACCUGGGCUUCCCAGCAGAAGAGGAUGAUGAUGAAGAGGAGGAAGCUGGGGAAGAGAAUAUCAACACACACCACCUUGGAGAGAAGGAGCGGGAACACCUUCAACAGUGUCUGCAGGCCAUGGAGGCCAAGCAAUUAGAACUAGAGAGACAGCUCCAGCACACAGAACAGACCUGCAGGGAGCUGCAGGCCCACAACACACAACUCAGAGAGGCUGAGCGGUUGUACAGCCAGAGAGCCAUGGAGGCAGAGGCUGACAUCGUAAGGUUUAAUGAGGAAGUAGAGAAGGAAAGGACAGUGGAGAAAGAAAGUGGAUUAAGGUGUAGCAGUGAAGGCAAAUGGCAGGAGGAGGUAAUAUUGGAUUCGGGUGAAGAAAGGGUUCAGCAAGUGGUGGAAGGGAUAAGGUUGAUGUCCAGAACCUUAGGGAGAGUAGUGCAGGUGAUUGACAGGUCAGAUAUGGAUGUGGUAAAGAUGCCAUUAGAUAGAAAGUGUGUGGAGGUGAACAAGACAGUGGUCAGGCAGCUUCAGUUAGAGGAGGAGUUUUGGGAAAGGCUGUUGAACAGUUUGAAGGUCAACCCAUCCCAGUCCAAUGAGGAUAAACUCACAGAUGUGAUUCUAAGUCAGAUUUUAGAACACAUGGUAGUGGAAAAGCAAACGCUCCUCCUAGCUCAUAGUCUUUUUUCUCAUAAUAAGAAAGAUUUAAACAUAAACACUGGAGGCCUGGACAGGAUGAAUGGAUGCAGGUCUUUGAGAGACCUGGACAUCAUUGGAAACAUAGCAGGUGAAACAGGUUCAGAAAUGAAAAAGGAAGAUGAUGAAGAGAGGAUGUGGAAUGUGUACAAGCAGCAUAAUGACACCGAUGAUUUCAUAAGCCGACAUUUCACAGAGCUCACACAGGAGAGAAUUUUCCUGCUCAACCAAAUCGCCUCCUCAGUCGGAGCCUCGGCCAAUGACGAGCUCCAGUCCCUGGCACAAAGACUUUGUUAUUUCCGCAAUGUAAAUGAGCCCGGGUUAGCUUCCAUACACUGCACCGCCAUGGAAGCCUUCUCAUCCUAUCGUCUCAGUAGGCUUAACGCUCUACACAAGAGCCAAUUUCAAGAGACUCAACAGGGACUGCUCAUUGCUUCUUCUCCUUUGAUGUGCAGCAGAUGUGCUGGGCUGCUGAGUGAAAACCAUCAGCUUAGGGCCAGACGGUCAGACCUGGAGAGACAGGGGAGUUCCUCAGUGGGAUUAGGGUUGACCCCCCUGAGGCAGGGAGAACACAUAGACUCACAGCAAACAGCCACACAGCUACUAGACACUGCAGGUGAGCAGAAGUCAGAGACGCCUGCAAUAAAUGCUGCAGGUAAAAUGGAGGUGGAAAGCCCAAACCAGGGAGUGACUGCAGUAGAGGAAGUGUGCAGGGUUAGAAGGUGUGCAGAAGUGGUGGAGGGUGACUUCCUGACCAACAGCAUUGAUAGUCCAAUGAUAAAGGUAGAGAGUAGGGUAGAUGAGGUAGAGAGUAGGGUAGAUGAGGUAGAGAGUAGGGUAGAUGAGGUAGAGAGUAGGGUAGAUGAGGUAGAGAGUAGGGUAGAUGAGGUAGAGAAAGGAAUCCAGGAAGUUGAUUCUGAUAAGGAUGUAGAGGAGAGGAGCACUACUGAACCCCAUGAAGAAGCAAACACUCUGGGGGAGGAGGAGCUGGAGAUUGCGUUAUCAUCACUGAGAGGUCGUGUGAAGGAUCUGGAGGAGCAGCUGUCUGUCAUGGCCAACAUGAAAGCAGAGCAUGAUGGGAGAAUGCCAUCUCUCCAGCUGAAACAUAAGGAGGACAUAGAAAAGCUAAAGGCCACAUAUGAGCAUGGCUUUGUCACCAUGGAGGAGUCCCAGCAGAGGAUCGUGGGGGAACUGCAGCACAGACACCAGCAGGACCUGCAGCGCCUGCAGUUAGACACAGACAGACUGCUGGAGGAGGAGACAGCUGCUACUAUCACAGCAAUUGAAGCAAUGAAGAACGCUCACCGUGCCGAACUCAAGAGAGAGAUACAGAGGGCAUGCCAUGAAAACAACAAUGCAGGAGACGUGAAUCUUGGAGAAAUAUGCAGGCAACACAGUGAGGAGCUGGCCUCCUGUCACAGGGAGCUGGAGGUGUUGUCCCAGCAGUACUCUCUAAAGUGUCUGGAGAGCUCCCACCUGGGCCAGGCCCUGGAGGCAGAGAGACAGGCUCUGUGUCAGUGUCAGCAGGAGAACCAGGACCUCAGAACUCGCAACCAGGAGCUGAGUGGCCAUCUAGCUGCAGAGAUCACCAGACUUUGCUCUUUGGCCAAGCAGGACGCCUUCCCUCUUAGUCAGGAGAGAGAUGUGUAUGAGCUGGAGAUCUCCCUGCGUGUGAAGGAGUCAGAGGUGCAGGGCCUCAAGCAGAAGAUCACCUCGCUCAAGGAUGAACUCCAGACAGCCCACAGGGAUAAGAGGUAUGCAACAGAGACGUACAAGGACAUAUACACAGAGCUAAGCAUCAUGAGGGCCAAGGCAGAGAGAGACCUGGGACAUCUCAGGGAGAACCUGCGGUUGGCCCACAAAGCACUAGGAGAGCUCUCACCUGCAGUGAACACAGAUACAAAUGAGUGUCAAGGAAGAUAACUGCAGCUGAACAAAGAGACACAACGCACAACAUGGAUUGUUCAUCUAUCCAUGCUAUCCAUGUUUACACCAUUUAGCACUUAGAGAUCCAAAGUUAUAUUGUCAAACAUUUUAUGUCCUAUCUACCGUUACUGUACUACAGAAUUUUAAAAGCGCAUUAUUUGAGGAUUCUGUAUUUUUACAUCAUUGUAUCUAAACGCACACUACUAUUUAGCCUGUCUACGUUUGUAGAUACGCUAGACAUUUUGUAGACGUUUUCCUGACGAUUAACAUUUAUCUCGACGUUUGUAAAAUGUGUAGAAUUAUUACACUGCUAUGUCCAAUCCAGUUAUUGAACGGGGAUAUUUCUAAAAACAACUCAGAUUAAGUUUGCUUUUCUUACCUGUGAAAUACAUGAAAAAGUAUGUAUGUACCGUCUGAGUCUAUAACGCAAAAGUAUUAUUUGUUUGUGAGUGGGUGGUUUUAUUUGGAGGCGUUUAUCUUGGUCCUGCUAGUACACAUGUUGAUGUUCUUUAUUCAUGUCAAGUAAUCUAAUGAUAAGUUAAAUGGAUUUAUUUUAAAUAA